Vitis vinifera (wine grape) is the source of this 1143-nucleotide messenger RNA. RefSeq lists its product as uncharacterized. NCBI's taxonomy places the organism in Eukaryota, Viridiplantae, Streptophyta, Magnoliopsida, Vitales, Vitaceae. The record is from RefSeq and is a predicted model, not a curated record. Gene Ontology annotation, cellular component: mitochondrial ribosome; mitochondrial large ribosomal subunit. The transcript is spliced from 4 exons. The coding region runs from base 377 to 799 and encodes 140 amino acids. Gene Ontology annotation, biological process: mitochondrial translation. Gene Ontology annotation, molecular function: structural constituent of ribosome.
GGUCCUGAUUUUGUUGCUCUUGAAAUUCAUCGUCAGGUACGCUCGCGUCCACACUCCUUAUCCUGGACUCGCCUUUUCUCCUAUUCUCAUUCCAGCAUCCAGCCUCAAAUCCUCACUGAUUUUUCCCCCAUUGACAUUCCUCAACCUCUGGUUAGUUUGUGGGUGUCCUGAGCUAACUUUGGCAUCAUUUCUAGGGUUUUAGGUCAUCCAUUACUGUUGUUUUUCUAAUAUUAACAAAAAGGUUCAUUCUUUGUUAAAACCCUAAUCAUAUGUGUGGAUUAGAAUUGGUUUUGGUCAGAUUGCGUGUAAGAAUCAUUUAUCAUUGGUGGAGUUGUUUAGAGUAUUGGGGUUUUUUUUGAUAGUCUGAUCAAUUAUCAUGUUUGUGAGAAGAGUUUUUGGAAGGGCGUUGCUUGCUGCAGCCAAGUCAGAGCCUUCUGCUGCUGGUGCUGCUACAGCUAGGGCAGGAUACAAUCCUCUUGAGGAGUUCUUUGAGGCAGAUAGAAGCCCUGAUGAAGACAAACCUGUUGUCUACGGUCGAGGUUGGAAAGCUUCUGAACUGCGCCUUAAAUCUUGGGAUGAUCUUCAUAAACUAUGGUAUAUCCUUCUGAAGGAGAAAAACAUGCUGAUGACUCAACGCCAGAUGCUUCAAUCACAGAACCUAAGAUUUCCUAAUCCAGAGCGUAUCCCAAAGGUGAGGAAGUCGAUGUGCCGAAUCAAGCAUGUGCUCACUGAGAGAGCAAUUGAAGAACCCGAUCCCAGGAGGUCUGUUGAGAUGAAGAGGAUGAUAAAUGCUUUGUGAUAGCUCCAACUCCCUCUCCCAUUAGCAUUGAUGUGGGUUGGUUGCCUGUAGGCCCUGCGGUAAUGCUGACUAUUUUCAGAUGUAAGACUGCAACACCCUGGUCAUUUGAGGAGUAUAUUCAACUGUUUUGGAAUCCAGGGUCAAAGAUAUGUUACAUGAAUUUAUAGAUGGCUGCAUUUUUGUCAGUGAAGUCAGUAUUAUAAGCAAUAAUGAUUGUUGAACUCAUAAUGUACUCAGCUUGUGUCCAUGGUAGAUUUUUUGGAACAUUGACAUGGAUUACAUGUGGAGAACUCUUGUGAGAAUAUCCCAAUAUGUUAUUAUAGAUCUUUGCAUUAUGUUCACAA